GUAACUUGUCAUUUCAGAGAAAACAAAACUGAUCUCUCUCUCUCUCUCUCUCGUUGUGAGUUCAGGAAAAUGGCCGAGGCCAGUAUUUCAGUAGAUCAGCUUUCUGUGGACCAGUUCAUGUGUCCAGUGUGUCUGGAUCUCCUGAAGGAUCCGGUGGCUAUCUCCUGUGGUCACAGUUUCUGUAAGGUGUGUAUUAAUGGCUGCUGGGAUCAGGAGGAUCAGAAGGGCGUCUACAGCUGUCCUCAGUGCAGAGACACUUUCACGACAAGGCCUGUUCUACGCAGAAACAACAUGCUGGAUGAAGUGGUGGAGAAACUGAAGAAGACUGAAGUCCAAGCUGCUUCUCCUGCUCACUGUUACGCUGGACCUGGAGAUGUGGAGUGUGAUUUCUGCACCGGGAGAAAACACAAAGCCGUCAAUUCCUGUCUGAUUUGUUUGGCUUCUUAUUGUGAAACUCAUCUGAAACCUCAUCUUGAAGUUCCUGUUUUGAAAAAGCACACAUUAAUUGAAGCCUCAGGAAAACUCCAAGAGAAGAUCUGCUCUGAACAUAACAAGCUGAUUGAGAUCUACUGUCGUACUGAUCAAGCCUGCAUCUGUUAUUUGUGUAUGAUGGAUCAUCACAAAGGUCACAACACCGUCACAGCCACAGCAGAAAGAGCUGAGAAACAGCGUCUUGUUCAUCUCCAUGGCCGGAGCCAGCUAUGAGGCACCCACGGUCUGGACCUCGGUCAUUUUUAAGAGCUGAAAAUACAUUUGUACGUUAAAUAUUCAACUGAAUAAAAAUUAAAGAAUAACAUUAAAACGUCUUCGUAAAAAGUGCAUUGAUAAUUAUGUUAAAUGUUGAUUCUGUCUUCUGUGUGUGUUUGGUGUGCGCGGCUCUGAGACCAAGAACACAAACGCGAAUGAGCGCACAACUCGGCGGAGGAACGCAGUGCAGGAGACACGGGGUUUUCAUGGGAACCAUCAGUGCACUUUCAUCAGGCUGUUCAAUUUACAUUUUCAAAGCAGCGCAGUUGUAGCCAGAUGCGCAGCUUGUGAACAGGCAAGGCAGGCAACUGUUUGGGGCCCCCUGGCCCAGGGGCCCCCCGAGAGUUGGGGCCAGAGGGCUUAUUUAUUUUGUUUUU
This is a messenger RNA of Neoarius graeffei (lesser salmon catfish), 1124 nucleotides long. Its product is annotated as E3 ubiquitin/ISG15 ligase TRIM25-like. Gene Ontology annotation, molecular function: zinc ion binding. The record is from RefSeq and is a predicted model, not a curated record. The coding region runs from base 70 to 705 and encodes 211 amino acids. The transcript has 2 exons. Lineage: Eukaryota; Metazoa; Chordata; Actinopteri; Siluriformes; Ariidae.